AUGUUGUUCAAAUUUAUUAUUCUUUUCGUUACGGUCAAUUUACUUGUCGAAUUCGGCAAUGCUAACAACCUUCGUAUUCGUCCACGAAGACCACGACCUCAUACAACUACUGAAGAUUCCGAUGAAGAUAAAAAACGUGGUCCAAUUGAUUGUGCUGCAAUUUAUCGCGAUCAAGAACGCGAAGAUUUAGAUAGUACCAAUGGUGUUUAUGAGAUAUAUCCACGAGAUAUUACAUCAUUCGAAGUCUUCUGUGAUAUGGAAAAUGAUGGCGGUGGUUGGACUUUAAUACAACGUCGAGGUGAAUUUAGACAUCAAGAAGACUUUUAUCGAGAUUGGAACGAAUAUAAAAAUGGUUUCGGAAAUAUUACACGUGAAUUUUGGUUAGGAAACGAUAAAAUUUAUACCUUAACAAAUCAAGAUAAAUAUGAUUUACGAUUCGAUCUUGAAGAUUACGAAGGAUUAAAACGAUUUGCUGUUUAUUCUGGUUUUCGUAUUGGUGAUGAAUCAACUGGUUACCAAAUGACAUACGAUGCAUUUCUUAAAGGUGAUGCUGGUGACUCAUUAAGUUCACAUAAGGACAUGAAAUUUACAACUAAAGAUCGAGAUAAUGAUUUAAGUACACAAUAUGGUAACUGUGCUCAAACAUAUAAAGGUGCUUGGUGGUAUAAAGAUUGUCAUUUGUCAAAUCCAAAUGGUGAACGAAAGAAUAAUAAACUUGGUGAAGGAUUAGAUUGGUAUUCAUGGCAUGGUUAUUAUUAUUCAUUAAACAAAAUUGAAAUCAAAAUUCGUCCAUCUAACUUCAAAAAAUUAUAA
This is a messenger RNA of Adineta steineri, 813 nucleotides long. NCBI's taxonomy places the organism in Eukaryota, Metazoa, Rotifera, Eurotatoria, Adinetida, Adinetidae. The record is from the annotation of a GenBank genome assembly.